Messenger RNA from Ziziphus jujuba (common jujube), 3910 nucleotides. Its product is annotated as squamosa promoter-binding-like protein 1. Gene Ontology annotation, molecular function: DNA binding. Gene Ontology annotation, cellular component: nucleus. Bases 682 to 3738 code for a protein of 1018 amino acids. The record is from RefSeq and is a predicted model, not a curated record. Lineage: Eukaryota; Viridiplantae; Streptophyta; Magnoliopsida; Rosales; Rhamnaceae. The transcript is spliced from 10 exons.
AAAUAAGAUUAAAAUAAUAAUAAUAAUAUAAUAAUAACCACCCAGCUGCGCACAUUCACAUUUCACAUUUCACAUUUCACAUCAUCACCACCAUCAUCAUCAUCAUAUCAUCAUCAUCAUCAUCAGAACCUGUCGCCCACUUGCCUUGCCUAACUUGUUCACUUUCCGUCAUCUCCAUUCCACCGCCGUUCGUCUAUCAACCUGCAUCACCGCCGCUCCCAAUUCCGACCGUCGACCCCGAUCUUCUUCCACUUUGUUUGGUUUGUUUAUGGAGCUUUGUAUGUGGUAUAUUUUAUAAUUCUCUUCAGAUAUGAAAUGCCAGUUGAAAUCAGCGGCAUCGUUUUGGGGCUUUAGUAGCUGAGUGUUACAGGCGGCAAGGGAGAGGGGUGAGUGGCUGAAUUAACGUUAAUUUGGAAUGUCGGAUGCCAUCACUUGGAACCAUGGGUGUGUCGGUAUGCUGUUUCUCCGCUUCUGGGGAACAAGUGAAGUUGAUUAGUUGAUUAGACCUGCCUAGGGCUUUUUCUUUCUUUCUUUCUUUUUUGGGGUGUUCAAGCUCUGAUCUUUUUUUUUUUGGCUCGAAUUUUCUCUGCCGUAAUUGGUUUCUUUGGUGUUAUUUUAAUUCAUUCUUAAUUUUGUUUUUAUAAUCUGGGUGGGGUUUGAUUAAAAAAAAGAAAAGAAAAGAUGGAGGCUAGAUUCGGAGGCCAUCAUUUCUAUGGAGUGAGCUCCGGGAAGAGAACACUGGAGUGGGAUUUGAACGAUUGGAAGUGGGACGGAGACCUGUUUAUCGCCACGCCGUUGAAUCAGGUGCCGUUGGAUAACAGCAUGGGCAGGCAGUUUUUGCCACUUGGGUCUGCUGGGAUCCCGGUGACUGGGGGAUCAUCGAACAGUUCUUCAUCGUGUUCGGAGGAAGGAGGGAACGUGGGGACUGACAAGGAGAAGAGGGAGCAUGAGAAGAGAAGGAGGGUUCUUGAGGUGGAAGACGAGGACCGUUUAAAUCAGGAAGGCGCCGGCACCCUUAGUUUGAAGCUUGGAGGACAUGGACACGGUUACCAGGUGUCUGAAAGGGAGGGAGGGAAUUGGGAGGGAGCGAGUGGUAAGAAAACCAAGUUGGGUGGGGGUGCCACUCCAAACCGUGCAGUUUGUCAGGUGGAGGACUGUGGGGCUGAUCUGAGCAAUGCCAAGGAUUAUCACAGACGUCAUAAGGUCUGCGAGAUGCAUUCCAAGGCUAGUAGGGCUUUGGUGGGAAACGUCAUGCAGCGUUUCUGUCAGCAGUGUAGUCGGUUUCACGUCCUUCAAGAGUUUGAUGAAGGGAAGAGAAGUUGUCGCAGACGAUUAGCUGGUCAUAAUAAACGGAGAAGAAAAACAAAUCCAGAUACUGUUGUUAAUGGAAAUUCACUGAAUGAUGACCAGACUAGUGGUUAUCUGUUGAUAAGUCUACUAAGAAUACUGUCCAACAUGCACUCCAAUAGAUCUGACCACAACACGGAUCAGGAUCUGCUUUCCCAUCUUCUUAGGAGUCUUGCCAACCAAACAAGUGAGCAUGGGGGAAAAAGUGUAGCUGGCCUUUUGCAGGGGCGUCAAAAUUUGCUGACUGAUGGGACUUCAGUUGGGCAUUCUGAAGCUGUGAAUUAUCUCACAAAUGGUCCUCAGGGACAUCCGAGGCCUGUCACGCAACAUCAUCAAGCAGUAUCUGUAUCUGGAGUUGCACAACAAGGGAUGCAUGAGCAUAAUGCUAGUGCUGGAAAUAUACAAGCCACAUGUUCUCUAAAACCCAACGUUCUGAACAAGCCUCCAGCUUACUUAGAAGGAAGAGACACCACUGCAGGGCAGAUCAAAAUGAACAAUUUUGAUUUGAAUGACAUAUAUAUUGAUUCAGAUGAUGGGAUAGAGAAUCCAGAAAGAUCACCUGCUCCUACAAAUGUUGGGGUGAGCUCCCUUGAUUGUCUUUCAUGGGUACAACAAGGAUCACAUCAGUCUAGUCCACCUCAAACAAGUGGAAAUUCAGAUUCAGCAUCUCCCCAGUCACCCUCUAGUUCCAGUGGAGAAGCUCAGAGCCGUACAGAUCGAAUUGUCUUUAAACUCUUUGGGAAAGAGCCAAAUGACUUUCCUCUUGUCCUUCGUGCUCAGAUUCUUGACUGGUUAUCGCACAGUCCAUCUGACAUUGAGAGCUACAUCAGGCCUGGUUGUAUCUUUCUAACAAUAUAUCUGCGCCAGACUGAGGCUGCAUGGGACGAUCUUUGUUACAACCUGAGUUCCAGUUUGAGUAGGCUUCUGGAUGUUUCAGAUGACACUUUUUGGAGAACUGGAUGGGUUUAUAUUAGAGUACAAAAUCAAAUAGCCUUCAUUUACAAUGGCCAUGUCAUUAUUGACACAUCCUUGGCUCUUAGAAGUAGCAAUUACAGCAAGAUUUUAAGUGUCAAGCCUAUUGCAAUAUCAGCAUCUGAGAAAGCUCAGUUUUCUGUAAGAGGCAUUAAUAUGGCUCGGCCAGCAACAAGGUUAUUCUGUGCACUAGAAGGGAAGUAUCUGGUUCAGGAAGCUACUCAGGACUUAAUGGACAGUGUUGAUAGUGUCAAGGAGCAUGAUGAGCAAAGCAUAAACUUUUCUUGUUCUAUCCCUCUUGUGAAUGGACGGGGAUUUGUUGAGAUUGAGGACCAUGGUUAUAGCAGCAGCUUCUUUCCUUUCAUAGUUGCAGAGGAGGAUGUUUGUUCAGAGAUCCGUGUGCUUGAGAGUGCUCUUGAGUAUGCUGAAACUGAUGCAAAUCUCAGGGGUUCUGGGAAUAUUGUUACUCAAAAUCAAGCCAUGGACUUCAUUAGUGAAAUGGGUUGGCUUCUCCAUAGAAGUCAGUUGCGGUCUAGAUUGGGUCAUUUGGAUCCUAAUGCAGAUCCAUUUCCUUUGAAGCGGUUCAAGUGGCUUAUGGAGUUUUCUCUGGACCAUGAUUGGUGUGCCGUAGUGAGAAAACUAUUGGACAUUCUACUUGAUGGAAGUGUGAGUGAAGGAGAACAUCCUUCCCUUAGUCUGGCAUUAUUGGAUAUGGGUCUCCUUCACAGAGCUGUAAGAAAAAAUAGUAGGCCUCUAGUGGAGUUUCUCUUGAGAUAUGUACCCAAGAACAUUACACGCAAAUUAGAAUCAGAAGAUAAUGUGACAGCUAAUGGAGUAAAUGGGAACUUUUUGUUUAGGCCUGAUGUAACAGGGCCUGCAGGCUUAACUCCACUCCACAUUGCAGCUGGAAAAGAUGAUUCUGAGGAUGUACUGGAUGCAUUAACUGAUGACCCCAAAAUGGUGGGAAUUGAGGCGUGGAAGAGUGCCCUUGACAGCACAGGCUCGACACCUGAAGACUAUGCUCGCUUGCGUGGCCACUACUCUUACAUCCACCUGGUACAGAGGAAAAUAAACAAGAGACCAACAACUGCAGAGCAUGUGGUGGUUGACAUGCCUAACAAUGUGAAUGAUUUGAUUGUGAACCAGAAGCAGAAUAAUGAAUUCAGAAGUAGCAGCAGCAGCCUAGAUAUCGGAAGGUCGGAGUUGAAAUGGAAUCAUCAGCAGCAGUGCAGGGUUUGUGAUCGGAAAGUGGGGUAUGGAAGCCGUAGCAGGUCUUUGUUGUACAGGCCUGCAAUGCUGUCGAUGGUGGCCAUUGCUGCAGUCUGUGUGUGUGUAGCCCUUCUGUUUAAGAGCUCACCUGAAGUAGUAUACAUUUUCCGGCCAUUCAGGUGGGAAUUGUUGGAGUAUGGAACAAGCUGAGAUCCCAUCCACAAGAAUAUGUACUGUCUUUAUAUAGUUUGUUGUACGUUGUAAACGCAUUUUAGACUGUAAAGUUGGGAGUUCUGCAUGUAGAAAACGGAGAGAGAACCCCCCUGCCUACGGAUGGGGUGUGGAUUCCAUGAUAAUAAUAUUAUUAGUAUUAUCAUUGUUA